CGGCUGCCAUGGCGCAGCCCGCCCGGAGCCGGGCUCCCCGCGCCGCUGGCAGGCGAGGAGUUAAGCCUGGUCCCCCCCAGCCCAGCCUUCCUCUCUGCCAGGAGGGGAGAAAGUCUCAACUUGAGCGGUUUUAUUACAAUGGCAGUGCCGUGGCGCCUGGUGGCAGGCUGUCAAGAAACAUGGAAGCCUCUCUCCACGCAGGGUGUGGUGGUCCCGUCUCCCCGUAACGCCCGCUUCCCGAAACUCGCAGCCGGGUCCUAGGAGAGACGUGGCAGCGGUCCCGGGGAGAUCCUAAUCUCGAAUUUUGUAAUUACGGUUAUUUGCAUAGCCUCACAAUGACAGAGGAAGCAUGCAGGACACGAAGUCAGAAACGAGCCUUAGAACGUGAGACAACGCACAACGAUGUGGACAGUAAAAAACUGAAAAUGGAGAAAGGACUAUUAGGAACUGACAUAACUGCGGAAGGAGACAUGAAAAUCAAAACAGAUCCCGGAGCUGGAAAAGUGCAAGGAUUACUAAAAAGCGGAGAGGUGAAAGCAACCAUUAAAGUGGAGGUUCAGACGGGAGACGAGCCUGUGGACAUGAGUACUUCAAAAAGUGAAAUAAAGAGAGAAAAGAGAGUCCCCUCACCGGACGUUAUAGUGUUAUCGGACAAUGAGCCUUCUAGCCCUAGAAUGAAUGGUUUAACAAAAAUAGCAUUAAAAGAGACCAACACGGAGGCACUCAUGAAAAGCAGUCCUGAGGAACGUGAGAGAAUGAUUAAACAACUAAAAGAAGAGCUACGGUUAGAAGAAGCAAAACUUGUUUUAUUGAAAAAGCUACGGCAAAGUCAAAUCCAGAAGGAGACCACUACUCAGAAGCCUGCUGGUUCCUCUGGGAGUGCUGUGGCCACCCCUCCGCCCUUGGUGCGGGGCACGCAGAGUGUUCCUGCUGGCAAGCCGUCCCUGCAGACCUCUUCUACACGUAUACCGGGCACUGUUAUUCCUCCUCCGUUGGUCCGUGGUGGGCAGCAGACUUCUUCAAAACUAGGAACUCAGCAAAACACACAGAUAGUAAUGCCGCCUCUUGUCAGAGGAGCGCAGCCCAUUUCUGUGUCUUCCCAGCAAAUCCACAACAUCCGACAGCACUCCAGCACGGGGCCGCCUCCGCUGCUGCUGGCGCCACGGGCAUCGGUCCCCAGCGUACAAAUCCAGGGGCAGAGAAUUAUCCAGCAGGGUCUGAUCCGUGUGGCCAACGUUCCCAAUACCAGCCUGCUUGUCAAUAUCCCGCAGGCCUCUCCGACUUCAAUCAAAGGUACAACUGUGACAUCUGCUCAGGCGAAUGCUACUACGACCAGCGCUGCUUCUAUCGUCAACUCCAACGACUCGCCGGCCAGCCGGCAAGCCGCCGCCAAGCUCGCCUUGCGGAAGCAGCUGGAGAAGACGCUGCUGGAGAUCCCUCCUCCCAAGCCGCCUGCGCCGGAGAUGAACUUCCUGCCGAGCGCAGCCAAUAACGAAUUUAUCUACUUAGUUGGGUUGGAAGAAGUUGUGCAGAAUUUGCUGGAAACUCAAGGUAAAGUUUCAGUUCCCGUAUCAUCUCGCGAGCCCUAUAUGUGUGCUCAGUGUAAGACUGACUUCACCUGCCGUUGGAGGGAGGAGAAGAAUGGAACCAUUAUGUGUGAAACCUGUAUGACAUCAAAUCAGAAAAAGGCCUUGAAAGCUGAGCACACUAACCGACUGAAGGCUGCCUUCGUAAAAGCACUGCAGCAAGAGCAGGAGAUUGAGCAGAGGAUACUGCAACAGACUGCGUCUCCCGUACAGACCAAGUCAGACCCCAUAGUGCAGCACCACUCGCUCAAGCAGACUUCUAGCCAGAUGUCUCGAGGCCCUGGAGCUCCACGGGGAGUGUUGCAUGCAUUUAGCCAGUCACCCAAGUUGCAGAAUGCAUCGUCUGCAGCAGCACUUGGGAGUAGGCCAGGUAAGCAUGCUGAGAGACCUGUCAGCAAGGGCAGCGCUGCCGCCUGGAAGAAGACUCCCAUCAAUACAGGUGGGGCUUUACCUUUUGUUAAUCCUAGUUUAGCUGUGCACAAGUCGUCUUCAGCAGUAGACCGCCAGCGUGAGUAUCUCCUGGAUAUGAUUCCCCCACGGUCCAUCCCACAGUCCGCCACGUGGAAGUAAUGCAGUGGAAUGCCCAAGAGGAAGACUUUCCUGUUUCUGCCAUCCUUUUUAUACCACAUGACAGUGGAAUCUGCUUUAAUCCCAGCUGGAUACGCCCCAGGCUUUAUAGGAUGCAAGAAGACCACUCCUCAUCCCAUCGAGUGCUGCUGUCCCUGCUAAGAGAAAAUGACACCACGUGGGUGGGAAAGACUUGAGCUCAUUUGGUUAUCAGAUUCUUGUGAUUGACUGAUGAUGAAGGCUGUCAGGGAAGGGGAAGAAUUCUUUUUUUUUUUUGGCUUUAUGUAUUUAGUUUGGAUUUUUUUGUCACCAGCACAAAAGGAGGACUAAAUGACUCUCUGCCUUUGGUUUCUUUAUUAAUAACUACCCAUUCACCACGAACGCGGUGUUCGUUCGCCGUCAAGCAUGGAUGUCAGCUCAAGGAGAGAGGAAUUUCAACCCGAUCUUGCAGAUGCAUUUAGUGAGCCGAGUUCAUGUUUGCUUUUCUUCCCUGCCCCUCCUCCAGCCAGGAAGGCAGUCUACAGAUUAUGUUUCAAUGAUGAGCUAAUGAUAAAUAAGUGCAAACUCAAAUUCCAGUUGAGUAUGUCUUUUCUAAGGGACUGGCUACCACCAAAACUUGUCUGGUAGGUGGGAACCAGUGCAGGAGUCUCUCACUUUUGUUGAAUUCUGUUUUGAAUAGACUUUGAACUGUUGGUAGUCUAAAAUCUAAUUUACUGAAUAGACAAAACACCUUUGUUCAGUCUUUCUAAUUCAGCGAAGAGCAGUUGGGCCUUUCAUACGUUCCCAGAGACUUACAAAACUGUUUUUUGAUUAUUUUCCUUUUGGAGAGGUUUAUCGUUUUGAGCAAUUUUACUCAAAAAAAAAAAAAUACAAAAAAAAAAAAAAUACAAAAACAAACUAGGAAUUCCGGAAGCUGCACGCAAUCAGAAGGGGCGAGCGGAGGAGCGGGAGGCCGCGGUCAGGUAGCGGGCUCCAUCCUCCGGUGGCUGUCGCUCCUGGUCGUGCUUGGUGGCCGGGCACGCGUGGGGCAGGACCGCCCGAUCCCUCUCGAGUUCCGUUCUUCCAGGCGUACCAAGCAUGCUCUUCUGUCCGUCACCGCAGUAUUUCAUUUUUGAUAGAGCUUUAGGUAACCCUGCUUUAAGGACAGGUUUCUACGUGGUUUUAAGACGUGUCGGGGAUUCCACAGGUUUCAGCCCAAAUCCAUCAGGUCCAGUUGUUUCUCUUCUCGUCAUCCUCUCUCCUUCUUCCCUGUGCUUCUCCCAAAUUAAAGUUGAAUUCAAGCGGCAGAAAUACAUGCCUUACUACUUAUGUUGCAUAUCAGUACUAGAAGUAGUGCUGAUGAGAAUUAUUUGCAAAAUUAUAUAUAUCUAUAUAUCUAUAUAUAAAAGAAAAGGGGAGGGGGUACUACUCAGUCUCUGUGCUGAAUCUAUUUUCUUAGCAGUUGCCGUUAGCUCGAACUAAACCGGUAACGGCGUAGGGUUGUCCCUCUUCGGACCUAACUAUUGCAUAGUGGAAACGAAAACUCAUUCAUUUUAGCCCCUGUUCUGUUGUGUGAAUAGCAAUAUUAGAUACUUUGGAAACUGUUCGGUAGUCUAGAAGACCUAGUUUUGCAAAAUGGUAUUUGUUGCUGUAUAAAGCCCUAGGGUUUCAAUUUGACUUCUUUUUUUUUUUUCGUUUGUUUUACAAAUGUAUAUUAAGAGCUAAUUGGGGAUGAGAGGAAUUGGUUUGGGUUUUUAAUUUUUCUUUUCAUUCCAAGAUAUUUUGGACUGGGAGAUGUGGAGAGAGAAAUUGAGUGCAUUUUAUUUUUGCACUUCGGAAUAUUACAAAAUUGUUUCAGUUCCUUACACGUGUGGAGUUUCCUUGUUUUGUUUUUUUUUCUCUCUUCUGACAAAUGCCUGCGUUAUCUCAUCACUGCUGCAGAUGUCCAGUACUGUUCAAGGACCUGGGAAGAGUGCAGUUGUUUAAAAAGAAAAAGCAAAACUUCUCAAACUAAAAUUCAAAUGCCUUUUGGGGAAGGCUGGGCAACUUCUUAGGUUGGUUUUUUUCCAGUGUUGCGGUGUAGCUUCAGCUGAUGCUGGAAAAGGGGGAAUGGAAAGAGGGGCGGAGGUAUUAGAAGAGCCUGCUUUAAAAGCUAUGUCAAAACCUUUUUGGAUACUGCCAGUUCAGCGCAGCAACUUGCAAAUCUGAAUUUCAGCACAAUGGAGAGGGGAGGCUGGAAAUUAAUCGUAAAACGAUGAGAGAGACUUCGGGUAAGGCUCAGAACUGAAAACAGAACCGAGCCUGCACACAGAGCCUUCCAAACGUUGCUCCCUCAGCAGUGCUAGACCACAAUUAGCUUCCAGGUAACACUGCAGAGCCCCCCAGCUCCUGUUUUAUGCAUCGGGCCAGAAUUGUUUCAAAGGCUUUCAGAGCGAGCAGAAAACGUGACGCGGACAUUAGGCCGUUGGCAUCCAGACCAGUUUUGACAUCGUUUUUAAUCCGGGGUCCUUGGAGUGUAGCAGGUAACGUAGAGCAAAUAUUUAUUGCGUAUGUGUUUCUGCAAAGUUCUAGAUGAAUACACCGGGAAGCCUUGAGUGGUACUCGUGUGUUAAAUGCCAGAAGAGUUGCUUCUUCCUUUACAGCCAGGACUGCGUAUUCGGUUGAGUAGUGUUUACCCGGGCUAGUUAAGGUAUCAUGCUAGGUUUAGGUAGUUGUUAAAACACUUGCUGCAGUCUUUCCAGACCUUCUCCUCUUCCCCAUCUGUAUGUUUACCCUUCCUGAGGGGAAAAAUUUUUUAAAAAUGAAAAAAAAAAAAAAAG
Molecule: messenger RNA, 4951 nt
Organism: Oxyura jamaicensis (ruddy duck)
Lineage: Eukaryota; Metazoa; Chordata; Aves; Anseriformes; Anatidae
Gene: GATAD2A
Product: GATA zinc finger domain containing 2A
Exons: 11
Coding region: 336-2156 (606 amino acids)
Biological process (GO): negative regulation of transcription by RNA polymerase II
Cellular component (GO): NuRD complex
Molecular function (GO): sequence-specific DNA binding
Source: RefSeq, a predicted model, not a curated record